AUGUUCGGAGCAAAACCCGGUGGCUUUGGGCAGCCAACCACCAACACUGGAUUCGGUACGUUCGGAACCAACACGGUGGCCGCCAGCCCGUUUGGGCAAAACACGGCCUUUAGCAAACCGGCUACUGGCGCAUUUGGGGCCACUCCAGCGUUUGGACAACAACCGACGACGUCACUCUUUGGACAAACUCAACCAACAGGCGGGUUGUUCGGGGCGAGUACCAGCACCGCACCAGCCUUCGGUGCAGCCACAACAGCGCAGCCAGGGUUCGGGGCGUUUGGACAAGCGCAACCACAAACAACUUCAUUGUUUGGAACGCAAAAUAACACCGCGGCAAAUAACUCCCUGUUUGGCAAUAACAACAACACAACGUUCGGUGCGGCCAAACCAGCCGGAUUUGGUGGCUUUGGGCAACCGGCCACCCAAACGACGUCCCUAUUUGGCCAAUCGAGCACGAAUAACACCGCCACGACGGGAUUCUUUGGCCAAAACACGCAAACCGCUGGUGGGUUGUUCGGAGCAGCGAAACCGGCGUUCGGUGCCGCAACCGUACCGGGUGUUGUAGGUGGCAAUGGUACCGCCGUGGCGAAGUACCAGCAAACCCAUGGCACGGACACGCUAGUGAAAAACGGUCAAACGACUACGGUAAACACGAAGCAACUCUGCAUCACGUUCAUGAAAGACUACGAAAACAAAUCCGUAGAAGAGUUGCGCUUCGAGGAUUACGCCGCCAACCGGAAGGGCCCACAAGCGGGCGCCCCCGGUGCUGGAGGUCUGUUUGGAGCGGGCGCUCCGUCAACCGGGCUGUUCGGAGCAACUGGCGCGGCACAACCGACUGGACUGUUUGGACAAAACCAGGCCCAACCGAACUCCGGAGGACUCUUCGGUACAUCGACGAACACGUUCGGUGCGACGACAACUCCCGCGUUUGGCACAACAGCCGGCAGCACGUUUGGCAAACCAUUCGGAAGCGCCCCGGUCGCUACAUCGGCACCUGGCUUUGGUUUCGCUCAAUCAACCACCUCCACUCUGGGAGGCGGUCUUGGAGGAAAUAAACCCGCGUUUGGUGCCGCGGGCACGACAGGAGGGCUGUUUGGGCAGUCUACUGCGCCGGCGACGAGUACAUUCGGCCAGACGCCUUUCGGUGGUUUUGGCACGCAAAACACAGCCGCCCAACCGGGUGGAUUGUUCACGGGUGCUGGCACUGGUGCGGCGGCUCCUGCUGCCGGUGCGUUCGGGACGCUAGGCGCUCAGUCAACGCCAUCGAGCUUCAGUUUCGGUACGAACACGCAAACCAGCGUGGCCGGAUCGACGUUAUUUGGUGCGAAACCGGCCAACACGUUCGGAACCCUCGGUGGAACUACUUUCGGACAGAAUGCGACAUCCACCGCUCCCACGUUCGGGCUCGGCACGAACACCAACGCCGCCGGAGGAACUUCCUUCUUUGGUAACACCUUCAACAAGCAAGCCGCACCAACGUUUGGUUUGGGUACGAACACGUCUGGUGUCGGAGGUAUUGGCGGAACGACGGGUGGUCUCACGUUCGGUACCGGCUCUUCGUCCCUGUUCGGAAACUCUGCCGUCAAACCCGGUGGAUUGGGAACGGGCACUGGUCUGUUUGGUAACACGUCCACGUUGGGAACGGGAGGCGCUUUCGGGACGAUGAACAUGGGUACGUCUUUCGGUGCUGGCACUGGUACGGGAGGGCUCGGUAUGACGAAUCUCGGCGGGCUCGGUGUUAUGGGCCAGGGAGCGCCCGGACAACAAUCGGUACCGAUUCAUCAGCAAAUCCUCGCGAUGGCUACCUCACCGUACGGCGAUAAUCCCAUAUUCAAGGGAAUCAAGCCACUUGUUGGCCCUACGGAGGAAUCGCUGAAACCCACGAAUCCUUCCGCACAGAAGGCUAUCAUGGAGGGAUCAAACUAUCAGCUCAAACUAUCCUCCCGCUCUGGCAGCGCCGAUCGAGUAAAGGUGAAGCCGCUCGGAGCAGCGCAGUUAAAGAAGUCUAUUUUCGAAGGUUUGGAAGAGUACGACAGUACACUCGAGGACAGUUUCACGCUGAAACCGAACGCAAAGCGGUUGAUCAUCAAACCGCGUCCCUCGAAGUCAACGAUAAUCAUUCCGGAGGCUGAUGGACGAGAGGGAACGCAAAAUCUGUCCUCCGGUGCGAACACCUCGAUCGUCGCGGAACAUUCCAUCUCAACGCCGACACACGGAGCUGGUGCUGGGGAGUCGUUCCGCAAUCAGAUACCAGCUCACCCGACUGAUGGCUUGGCGUCUGGAGCCCAUCAACAACAACACCAGCAAUCCGGAUCGACCGAUAAUGGAAGGCGCGUUUCGUGGCUGCAGUCCAACGUGUUGGAUAAGGUGCGCCAGCAACAGAGCAGUAACCAACGCUUAUCCGAAUCCGUGCUAGACAAUACAAUCAAGGAGUUCGCGGCAUCAUCAACAGCAGCGACGAUCGGCAGAUCCGAACGAGCGAUUUCGCUUUCUUCCAGUGGAAUUCGAGAAGAAUCUGGCGAAGAGGAUGACACAGGGAAAGGAACGGCUUCCGGUAAAGAUGGAAUGUCGGGUACGUCACCUGUAUUAGGAAGUAACACGGUUAACGAUAGUUUCAUCUCAAACCGCUCGUUCCUGAAUGAAACCAGCAUCGGGGCAGGUAUCGGAACUGAUCUAUCAACCUCGGUCGCUGCCGUCAUCGAGGACGCUGAACCCCAUCCCACCGGAAUUGUUCUGCGGCGUGUGGGAUAUUAUACCAUUCCGUCGCUGGAAGAUAUCGCCCAACUAAUGGACGAGGAAGGCCGUUGUGUGGUGCCGAACUUCACCAUCGGCCGAAAGGGCUACGGUAACGUAUACUUCAACGAGCCGAUCGAUGUUGCCGGGCUCAAUCUCGACGAGAUCGUGCACUUCCGCCAUAAAGAAGUUAUCAUCUAUCCUGACGACGAAAAUAAACCUCCCGUCGGAAGUGGGCUUAACCGGAAGGCCCAAAUUACGCUCGAUCAAGUAUGGCCGCAUGAUAAGACGCUGCACGAGCCGAUCAAAGAUCCGCACCGUUUGGCGCUCAUGGAUUACGAGGCCAAGCUGCGGCGCGUGUGCGACAAGCACGACACGCGCUUCCUCGAGUACCGGCCCGACACGGGCAGCUGGGUGUUCAAGGUGGAACACUUCUCCAAGUACGGCCUAAGCGACAGCGACGACGAGGAUGCGACCCCGGUAGACUCCAAAAAGGUCAAGAUGAUGUCAGCGGCUCAGCAACAGAAGGAAUUGCUUCGAAGCAAGGCGCAACCUGCUUCGGCCAAGCAGCAAGGUGAGGAAAUGGAUGACUCCCUAGCGCGUGGGUCUCUUGCCGAUGGUAAACAGCAGAGAAAGGAGGGUGCACUGGAUGAUACACGCAAUGAUAACGGUCUGGGACACGGUGCGUUCCAGGAUGGCGAAGAUGAAGACGAUUUCCAUCCUACGGCGUUCGGGGAUGAGAACAUGAACUUUUCGACUCAACAAAACCCGGGCACACCGACGAGUCCGACCGCCACCAUCGCAAAGGAAAUGGGUACCGAUCCGCACAAGAUUCAGCUUAUGAAGGCAUCCUUCUUUGCGGAUGACGAGUUCGAUAACCGCUCGAUGGCGUCCGAGCUCGAGCACAGCGAGGGAAGGGACAGCCCGGACCAGAUCGUGCCGGGUGCCGUUGGUCGUCCAUCCGUUGGUGCUGGGUUACUUUUGAGCAGCUUGUACGGUGGCAUCAAAUCCGCAUCAACCGUGCAACGGAAUUCACAUGCUUCCCACACGAAAUCGCUGCUGAAGCUGGACGGCGCUCCGUCGAGUGGAUUUGGUACGGGUAGUCUCAUGAAAACGUCCACCGCCAAAAGCAUUCCCGUUUCAACGCAGAGUUUGGCUUCCUCCAAGCAAACGUAUUCGGCCAAGCAAUCGCAGGGGGCAACUGCCGGUGAUAAGAUGCCCGUUCUCCCUCCGAUUCCGCGCCCACUCGGGCCCCAAUCGUUACCUCUAGUUCUGAAACCUCGCACGGAAACGUUGCACCCAAUCAGCAUAGUGAUUCCGCUGUCUAAAUCAAUUCUUCGGCGGUUCCUUAACAACAAAUCGAACCUGGCAUUCUUUCACGGGCGCAAGUUUAAAGUCGGCUGGUCAUACGGUACGGCCAUGGUGCAGCUGAGCACGCGUGACAACUGCGCCGAGUUGAUGCGUCGUUUUGAAGCCAACAAUCGGGACGCAGGAUCGGGCGCCAGGAUCAUGGGGAUAGACGCGGUGAAGCCGUUUUUCCGCGGUCGCACCGACAACGACUUUUCCCCGGCCGCACUGCAGCUGCUGCGCAUCAAAUCGACGGCCGAUCCGGUAACGGUUAACGAUGACGGAUUUAUGGACUCGGUCGAAGCUCAUCUGCGAGUGCAGCUGCGCCAUGACGAGCGGCGCCACAUCGGAGGUCCUACCGAGAGCGAUUGCCCGUACCUGGUUGCUGGUGGGAAAUAUCUUACGUUGGAAGAGCAUCUUCAAGAGGCCCAAUCGUUGGCGGAUGUGGUUGAUAACGCUUACAGUGAGCUUUGCGUUCAUGUGUGGGCGCUAAUGAGCGCCCUCUGGGGUGCCCGCGAGGAGCUUGAGGGUGUGGAAGAAGCGAGCCAUCUAAGCACGAUGUUCCGGCGCGAUCUGUUCUCGGACUGGAUCGAGGGUGUGGUAACGGAGCGUUCGCAACAAGAGAGCAAGCUGGCUGAGAAGCGCGAUUACCUCGAUCAGCUUCUCGAGCUUGUGCAAACACACAAGGUGCUGGAGGCGUGCGAGUUGGCAUUCUCGAACAACGACAUCAACCUGGCCAUGCUGCUGGCUCAGAUAUCCGGCGGACCAGUAGUCCGGCAGCUGGUGCAGCACCAGCUCUCGUGCUGGCAGGACUCGGAGGCGGACAAGUUUAUCGAUCCGCGGCGUUUGCAGGUAUUUAUGGCUAUCGCCGGCGUCCCGGUCAUGAGCUCAUCGCACGGUGCGAUCAACAUGUUCGAGAACGUGGACUGGCUGAGGGCGUUGGCGCUUCAUCUGUGGUACGUUUGCGCACCAACCGCCUCGAUAACGGACGCGCUGCUGGGUUAUGAGAGUUCGUUCGAGACGCAAGACUUUUUCACCCACCCGCCGUUGCCACCAUAUCGAUCGCGGUACGGUCAGAAGGGUUCGAAUAAUGGCCCGAUUCAUGAUUUGCGCUUUCACCUGCUGAAGCUGUACUCGAAACGGAGCCAUCCGCUCGAACCGCUGCUCAAUCCGGCCUCACAUACAGCCGACCCGGUCGACUAUCGGUUGAGCUGGUUCCUGCUACAGGUCCUGGAAACGCUUGGGUACCACCACUGCUCAGAGCUGUCACGUAGCCACAUUCACGUCGCAUUCGCGAAUCAGCUCGAGAGCCACGGUUUAUGGCAGUGGGCCGUUUACGUGCUGCUGCACCUGAACGAUCAAGCCCGCAGAGAGCUUUCGAUUCAACAACUGCUCUACAGACACAUCCAGCUGGUCGCCCCGGACGACGGUUCCAGUGACGACGAAGCGGAAGAUACCGAACGGCACGAUUAUUUGGCCCGCGAACGGUUCAUCGUCGAGGAACUCGGUGUACCCGAGAAAUGGAUCUACUGGGCGAAGGCCGUCCGGGCUGGCAGCGUUUUUGAUUACCCACAACAGGCGCACUACUUGUUGAAAGCGAAACAGUGGGCGCUCGCCCAUGAGAUUAUACUAAUGCAACUCGCACCGGAGUACGUGAUGAAUGAUAAAAUAGCGCAACUGAAAGAGAUGCUUGAUUCUAUCGAGGAUCCCAAGCAGAUAUCCGGCUGGCCGACAAAGGGUCAAAUUCUAGUCGAUUUCAUCGAACUGAACGAGAAGUUCGAGCUUCUAAAGGACACGAUAGACGAAGAUCUGGUCGGACAACGAUUGGAGGGCUUAAAACCGAAGCUAUCAGAGCUCUGUUCGGUGCUCAAGAUGUUCCCUUGCCCCACGCCGAAACACACGCUGCUGCAAAGUGAAAUCUCUCAACGGCUUGCCUUCCUGAUCAGGACGUACUAUGUGGACGAUCCACUGAUUAGCGGCAGCGCGCUCAUGCGCGGUGCCCUGGAACGGUUACCUCUGCCGCAAGAGCAUGUGAUAGAAGAGCUGGAACACAUGCUGCGCGCGUUUCUCGCAGAAGAGCUACAGAAGAAGUAAUCGUGUUGGAAUCGCAACGGACAUAAUUCUUGCAGUGUCUCUUGAUUUGUAUCCUGCGAUCGUGCACUUGGUGAAUUAGCAGGGGCGGCUUGAAGCGCAACACCGGAUGAGGUCACCCAAUCGAGGGUUUGUUGACGUGGUCGAUCUUUUGUAGUUGUAUUUUUUUUCUUUUGUAAGACACGCUUGUUGGCGCUCAUUUUCCGUGCACCGUUACAGCGCACUUUAAACAUAUGCAAAACACACAAGAAACGGUCCGAGUUGGGCAGUGCAGUUAUUGCACAAACGUACUUCUCGUGUCCUUGUUAUGCAAAUAGGUGACCCUAUAUGGUGAUUAAGUAACAGCAUGAAUACGUACGUAAGCUUAACUCGAUAUUGAAAAUAAAUAUGUUAUGUGUUUGGCGGUAUUUCCACCGAAGCCAGCUGUUGAUGUCCAGAAAUUUGCCGACGGAAUGUUUUCUUGCGCUAUGGAAAGAUUUACAGCUGGCAUGUUUCGCCUGAACACGGAAAGAAUUUCCAAAGUGUUUCGUUUGCUUCGCUCAGGUUAGAGCCAUGUGUGCCGGUUUGUGUUGGUUGUAAUAAAUAUUUUAUUUUUUAUAAAGAGCGUUUUUCUUUUAAAUAAUUAAAUAAUCAAUUAAAAUAGUAAACUUUCAUGACAGAUGUUAAGCUGAGUUGUAUCCAAUCUUCCUUGCUGGUUCAGAGCUUGCUGUUAUGAUUCCUUGCUUCUUUAUCUCUUUCUUGCUCUCUCUCUCUCUGUCUGUCUCUCUCUCUUUCACACACACACAGAUAUUACUCCCAUUAUUGCUCCACUCAGAGUGUCCUUUUGCUUUUGCCACGUUUCUUAUCUUCUUUUCGAUUUCGUGCUGCUUUGCCUUUAGAUUUUGAUCUUCUUUGUUCUUGUUGUGCUCCUAUCACAUCGUACGAUGAUGGUUUGGUGUUAGUUUUUCGCGCAACCGCCGCUAGUCCUUGAUUGCAUUUCUUUCCGUACCUACA
Anopheles nili is the source of this 7164-nucleotide messenger RNA. It is a transcript of the gene Nup98-96, whose product is annotated as nuclear pore complex protein Nup98-Nup96. NCBI's taxonomy places the organism in Eukaryota, Metazoa, Arthropoda, Insecta, Diptera, Culicidae. Gene Ontology annotation, cellular component: nuclear pore; nuclear pore cytoplasmic filaments. Bases 1 to 6174 code for a protein of 2057 amino acids. The transcript has 6 exons. Gene Ontology annotation, molecular function: structural constituent of nuclear pore. The record is from RefSeq and is a predicted model, not a curated record. Gene Ontology annotation, biological process: post-transcriptional tethering of RNA polymerase II gene DNA at nuclear periphery; protein import into nucleus; RNA export from nucleus.